UGGUGUUAGGAGGGAGGGAUAGGGGGACAUCCAAAGCUGGGUGGUGGCGAAGUAUAUUAGAAAUCAUCACAGCUAAACUGGGUGCAAGAGUUUAGAACUCAUCCUAAGCCCUUGUCGAAGCCACUUAUUCUGAAAAGUGUCUGUUUCCUAUUGAGUUUAUUGCUACAAUUAAGUGUAACACCCCUGACAUGGCCCAGGAGAUCCACAUGGCAGAUCCCAUGUGCCUCAUUGAGAACACUAAUGAACAAUUCACAGUCAAUGAGGAAGCUUUGCAGAUCCUGUCUGCCAUUACGCAGCCUGUGGUGGUGGUGGCUAUCGUGGGUCUCUACCGCACAGGCAAGUCCUACCUGAUGAACAAGCUGGCUGGGAAGGAAAAGGGCUUCUCUGUUGGAUCCACGGUGCAGUCCCACACCAAAGGCAUCUGGAUGUGGUGUGUGCCUCAUCCUGAGAAGCCAGACCACACCCUCGUUCUGCUUGACUCAGAAGGCCUGGGUGAUGUAGAGAAGGCUGAUGAUAAGAAUGACACCAAGAUCUUUGCGCUAACGAUCUUAUUGAGUAGCACCUUUGUGUACAAUACCAUGAGCAAAAUUGACCAGGGGGCUAUGGAUCUACUAAACAAUGUGACAGAACUGACAAGUGUGCUUAGGGCAAGAGCCUCACAUGACCUGGAUGAAGUUGAAGACUCUGCUGACAUUGUGAGCUUCUUCCCAGACCUGGUGUGGACUCUGAGAGAUUUCUUCCUAGACCUACAAAAAGAUGGGCAGCUCAUCACGGCAGAUGAAUACUUGGAGCUCUCACUGAAGCUAAAGGAAGGUGAUGAUCAAAGAACUCAGAUGUAUAACCUGCCCCGUAAGUGUGUAAAGACGUUCUUCCCAACAAGGAAAUGCUUUGUUUUUGACUCACCCACUGACCUGAAGAAGGUUGCCCAACUUGAGACAAUGCACGAUGAUGACCUGGAUCCUGCAUUUGUGCAACAAGUGGCAGAAUUCUGUUCCUACAUCUUUAGCCAUUCUAUGGCCAAGAUUCUUCCAGGUGGUAUCAAGGUCAAUGGACCUCGUCUAGAGAAUCUGGUGCUGACCUAUGUCAAUGCCAUCAACAAUGGCCACUUGCCCUGCCUUGAGAACGCAGUCCUGACCUUGGCCCAGAUAGAGAACUCAGCUGCAGUGCAAAAGGCCAUUGCCCACUAUGACCAGCAGAUGAGCCAGAAGGUGCAGCUGCCCACAGACACCCUCCAGGAGCUGCUGGACCUGCAUAGGAUCAUUGAGAGAGAAGCCAUUGAUGUCUUCAUGAAGAACUCUUUUAAGGAUGAGGACCAAAAGUUCCAGAAGGAAUUAGAGACUUUACUCGUGGCAAAGCAUGAUGACUUUUAUAAACGGAACUUGGAAGCCUCAUCAAACCUAUGCUCAGCUCUGCUUCAGGAGAUUUUUGGUCCUCUAGAAGAUUCAGUGAAGCAGGGGGCUUAUUCCAAACCAGGAGGCCACAGUAUCUACCUUCAGAAGGUUGAAGCAUUAAAGGCAAAAUACUAUCAGAAGCCCAGGAAAGGAAUAGAGGCCGAGGAAGCUCUGCAGAAAUAUUUAAAGUCCAAGGAGUCUGUGAGUGCUACAAUUCAGCAGACGGAUCAGGCUCUCACUGCCAGAGAGGCAGAGAUGGCAGAGGCACGUAGAAAAGCAGAGGCUGCAAGAGCUGAAGCCCAAAGGUUGGCAGCUAUUGAACAGGAAAACCAGAGGAGGAUGGAGGAGCAACAGAGGCGCCACCAGGAAGAGGUGCGGCAAAUGGAGCUAAACAGAGCACGGAUGCGGGAAAAGCAACAGAGGGAAGUGCAGCGCAGGCUCCAGGAAGAAGCUGCCAGGCUAAAUGAGGUACACCAAGCUGAGCAACAACGGCUUCAGGCGGAAAUCCGUAGACUCCAGACGUAUUCUCCACCUUCAAACGAAUGCGUUUUGUUGUAAAGUGGUGAACACCACAGUCUCCUUUUUACAAAAGAGAUAAAAGAAUAAGAGAUUUUAGCUGUUUAGUAACACUUAAACUACUAAUUGCUAUAUUGAUAUUUCAUACAGAGUCAUAAUGUUGUAACUGUAAACUAACAAAAUAUGUAUAUUGACAGUCCAGUGAUUCAAAUGAUAAUCACUUCCUUGAAUAGUUUAUAAAUUAAAGAAGGGCUACUUUAUCAAUAACUUCAUUUAAGCAGUGGUGCUGGGAUACACAAGGGGCAGUUUCUGUUGCAUUCCAGUUUCACUUGUCUGGUCUUCCACAUUCCACCCAUGGUAUUUUCAAUUAUGGAGAGUAUGUGGUCAACGUCUUGGGCUUAGUAGGAUGUCACUCCUACUGGUGGUCAUGUGUUGGAUGCCAUCCAAGGGAGGCCCCAGUGGUGAAAUGGGAAGCAGGUGCAGGUGUCCUGGGUGGAGAGUGCUCUAGCAGCACUGACAUGACUCCCCAGCUGUGCCUUAGACCAUCUGCACAAACACUGCAAGCUGAGGAUGUGAUGCUCUCACAAGAUGGGUAUCUUUUAGAAGGUGAAAGAAACUAGGAACAUGGAGAUUGCAUCGUAAGCUUAGAGGUCAAAAAAUAGGCUUUUCUUUUGGUUUACACUCAGAAAGGGCAUAAUAUUAUUAGACUUUUUGACUACAUUAUAGUGUAGUUAAUAAGCUUACAUGUUUAUAGUUUUUGAAUGCUGAUACAAAAAUGAUAUAAGGUGUGCUGUGUGAACUAUCAAGAAAUCUGAUGAGGCUCAUUCAAUUGGAUGUUUGUAAUUAUAUGUAAAAGUCAUUGACUUUUCUCUCAAAUUGUACUUUAUGAGUCUUCUUUUGUAUAUUUCCAUCCAUAAAACAUUUAGAAACCAUUAACUCAGAAUUACUUCAUUUUAAUUUUCCUCAAUAA
This is a messenger RNA of Ochotona princeps (American pika), 2877 nucleotides long. Its product is annotated as guanylate-binding protein 5. Gene Ontology annotation, molecular function: GTPase activity; GTP binding. The transcript has 11 exons. The record is from RefSeq and is a predicted model, not a curated record. NCBI's taxonomy places the organism in Eukaryota, Metazoa, Chordata, Mammalia, Lagomorpha, Ochotonidae. Bases 189 to 1949 code for a protein of 586 amino acids.